Prinia subflava (tawny-flanked prinia) is the source of this 2374-nucleotide messenger RNA. RefSeq names its product chromosome Z C5orf63 homolog (gene CZH5orf63). The transcript has 5 exons. Lineage: Eukaryota; Metazoa; Chordata; Aves; Passeriformes; Cisticolidae. The coding region runs from base 408 to 764 and encodes 118 amino acids. The record is from RefSeq and is a predicted model, not a curated record.
AUAGUAUUUAGAACAGGCCAUUACAACAAGCUGUUGGAUGUUAUUUAAAUUAUCUGAAAUGUGGCAUGUGACCCUGUAUUCUAGGAUGCACACUCCUGGAGGGGUAACUGAAAAAAAAUUGGUUUUCAUUGGGUUGAAGGGAUACUCCCAUCCUUUCUGGGAUGGAAUACAGUGUAUUUAUGGAAAUUUCCCCAGGUUACUGUGCUUUGGAGGAGAACAUGCAUGGAAACAUGCACUAAUUGAUGCAUAACAUCACCCCACAGCUGUAAUUGCUGGCCUCCUCUGAACGUCUGGUGGAGUAAAAGCUGUGAGGGGAUCUCCACAGCUGCAAGAUUUGUUGUCCCCACUCACUUGGGCUCUUUGGUCUGUGGCAGUGGCACCUAUUUUCCUGUUCAGCAUUUUCUUGGAUGAUGGUGCUCUGUUUUCUGAGCAGAGCCCUGCCACGAAUGAGGCAUUCACCCAGCCCACUGGGGAGACAACUCUGUUCAGCCAGCACGAAUAAGCCAGUGUUGACUUUAUUCAGCAAGAAACCAUGCCCUCUGUGUGAUGAAGCAAAAGAAGUUCUUGAGCCAUACAGGAGAAGGUUUAUUUUGCAGGAGGUGGAUAUUACCCUUCCAGAGAACUCAGCAUGGUAUGAUAAAUACAAAUAUGACAUACCUGUUUUUCAUUUAAAUGGGAAGUUCUUAAUGAAGCAUCGAGUCAAUAUUCAAAAGUUUGAGGACCGACUUAGGAAGCUGGAGUUGCAAAGUGAGGGAAACCAGUGAAGAAAAUGCAGCUGCUCUGAUGCAGGUCUCAAAGGUGAAAAGAACUGCGUGAAAAAAACAUAUUCAUUUUCUUGCCUUAAAUUUCUUAGGACAUAUGAGUCUGAAAAACUUGAGUGACCUGUGUUCUAUUUUGUAUUAAUCACCCAGCCCAGCUGCACCAGGAGCCACCUUUUCUGUGCCUCUCGUUUGCUGCUCUUGUGGGCUGGUUUUUCACUGACAGAAUAAAAGCUGCUCCAUAACAGUAGAUAAAGUGAACACUGUUUGUAUGGGGUUGGCAUGGCCAGGUUUGGGUAGUGGGGGGUGGUGCAGGGGUGCUUUCUUUAAGAACGUGCUGGAAGCUUCCCCUGUGUCCAGCUGAGCCAGUGCCAGCCAGCUCCAGGAUGGACCCUCUGCCCACAUCAAAGACCAUCAGGGAUGAUGAGGAAAAAGAAGAGAAUGUUUAAUAAAAUCACCACAAACCCCCUUCUCCAUCUCACUGAGCCACUGAAGGGAAAGAGGAAGAGAAAAUUGAGAGUGAAGUUAAGCCUGGGAAGAAGGGGAGUUGUUAAGAUUUAGUUUCAUUUGUCCUUUAGUUUCCUUUGUCUUUAUCCUACUGUGAUUUGAUUGGUAAUAAACUAAUUUCCCUAAGCCAAGUCUCUUCUGCCUGUGGCAGUGAUCAGUGACUGAUCUCUGUGUUCUCAUCUCAACCCAUGAGCAUUUUAUUGUAUUCUCUCUCCCCUGCCCAGCUGGUGAAGGCAGUUAUGUGGGUGUGGCAUCCAGCCAGGAUCAGCGUUUAAAAGGUGAUUAGCAUGUGUAGACUGUAGAUGUGUGGAGGAAUUCCUUGAAGAUGUCUAGGAGCCUAUCCUAAAUGAGAGUUUUAAAUGGAAAAGAGGGCAUUUACUGUUAAGUUAAAAGGACACUAUUAAAAGCCACACACUCUCACUGGAAUUGUAUUUAUAGACUGAUCAUCACAAUUUGAUACAUUUAUUGCUAACACCUAACACUAACAAACACUAAUGUGUUUGUUUUUCACAUUUCAGUUCUGUCUGCCGCUCAGCUGCAAAUCCAUUUAUUAAGUGGCAGGAAUGCCAUUUUAUGAAGGAUUGUUGCAGUUACAUUAGAGCCCCAUAGGCAAUGUAGGCCUGUGAAAGAGACAGAAGGCCCAAGUUAAACAUGUUUUCAGGAAGAAGCGAAUGACAGAUUCAAGAAAAGUCAACCGUUUUAUGUUAAAUAGUCUGUAAUAGACUGGAGAAAGUUGCUGGUAUUUUUUGAUGUGCUUAGUAGAUUCUUUAACACAGAAACUAAUCUCUACCUGCUGCAUUUCUGUUCUUAUCGUGGUGAUACAUGGAUGCUGACAAUUGGUCUAAAUUUAGGCUUCAGGCUCUGUCAGGGUCUGUGUGAAAGACAGGCAAGCAACUUUCUCAUUCUGGCCUGGGAAAAUCUUAAGGAGGAAACCAAAACAAUCCUUGGAAGUGAAAAACCAUCAGCAGGUGGUAUUUUUCCAACAUGUUUACUGAAAAAGAUAUUUACAAAAAGGGUGUAGACUCUAGAGACCAAUCAUGUUCGUUGUACCGAAGUACUCUAUAUAAGAGAAUUUAGAAGAAUAAAGAUUGCGCUCAUUUUCAUCAUCA